AUGGAGUUGUCCUCUCUCAGGCUGUGGCCUCUGCUUCUCCUGGCCUGGUGGCCUCUUCUUCCUGGUCUAACUGGUGAGAACAUAGUGAAUUUCCUGAGUGGUGAUAAUAAAUGUGAAGGCCAAAUACAGUUGCUGUAUGAUGGGCAGUGGGGCCUUAUGUGUGGGGACAGUUUGGGCAUGCAGGAGGCCUCAGUGAUCUGCAGACAGCUUGGCUGUGGCUCUGUGAAUUCUAUUUCCCAGUACAUUUUGACACCCGAAGAGAUGAAACAACCUUGGCUGUCUAGCGUCCAAUGCCAUGGUGAAGAAGCCACCCUCUGGGAGUGUCUCCUAGGGUCCUGGGGGCCCCUCAGUGGCUGCAAUUGCCAAUGUGUGGCUGUGAUUAUCUGCUCAGGUGGUACCACACGAUACAUCGGGUUAGCUGGUGGAAGCAGUCCGUGUGCUGGGAUUCCAGAGGCCACUGGCCUCUCCGGCCUUGCCCUGAGAUGUGACUUGCAAAAGGAGGAGGCUGGCGUUCUGUGCAGACAGCUGGAGUGUGGCACUGCCCUGCAGUGGUCCAGAGCCCAUCUCGGAGCAGACAGGAAGCAGGAAGAGAAGUAUAUUACAUGCCAGGGAACCGAGCCUGACAUUUUACAUUGCCAGACCAAUGUGAACUUCCUAGAGCAAUGCGACCUCCUGACCUACACCCAGAUUGUAUGCACAGUCUAGCCUUUGUCCCAGGGACACAUGGAGGUCUGGCUGGUGGGUGGAGUGCACCCCUGUGAGGGUUCCCUGGAGGUUCUGUGAGGACUGACCUGGGCACCGUGUGCAGGACUGAUUGGGGAGAAUUCCCUGAGUCUCAUAGAUGGUUCAAACCAAUGUGAUGGUCGUCUGGAAGUGGAGCACAGUGGGCAGCAAGGCCUUGUGUGUGGUGACCACUGGGGCAUUCAGGAAGCUUCGGUGACCUGCAGACAGCUUGGCUGUAGCCAUGCACGUUCUACCUUCCAGUAUAUUUUGAGGCCUGAAGAGAUGAAGCCUCCCUGGCUGUAUAGUACCAAGUGCAGCGGUGAGGAGGCCACCCUCUGGGAGUGUUCUCUAGGGAUCUGGGGGCCCCUCAGUGACUGCAAGUGCCAGUGUGUGGUGUCAAUUAUCUGCACAGGUGGUAACUUUCAGCAAGUCAAGCUGACCAGAGGUGCCAGUCCAUGUGCUGGGUCUCCUGAGUUGUUGAGUGGGUCUCUCCCAAUCCUGAAGUGUGACCUACAAAAGGAAGAGGCAAGUGUCCUGUGCAGAGACCUGCAGUGUGGCACCGCUCUGCAGUGGUCCAGAGCUCAUCACGGAGCAGGGACUGGAAAUCAAGAACAGAAAUUCGUGUCUUGCCAAGGGACAGAGCCUAACAUUUUAUACUGCAAGAUCAAUGUGAACUUUGCAGAGCAGUGUGAUGUUCAAUCCUACACCCAGGUGGUGUGCACAGGUCACGUGGAGGCCCGGCUGCUGGGUGGUACACACCCCUGUGAAGGACGCCUGGAGGUUCUUCGAGGCCUUACCUGGGGCACCGUCUGCUACGAUGACCUGGACCUGCCCACAGCCCACGUGGUUUGUCGGGAGUUGGGGUGUGGCACCGCUGUGUCCAUACUCGGCAGUUCCCACUUUGGCUAUGGAUCGGGGCCUGUGUGGACAGAGGCCUUUCGCUGUGUGGGCAAUGAAUCACUGCUGUUCCACUGUUUGAGGGAGCCUGGACACCAAUGCGGCCAUGAUGAAGAUGCUGCACUCACCUGCUCAGGGGAAAAGUUCCGACUGGUUAACGGCAGCAGCAGCUGUGAGGGCCGUGUGGAGCUUCGAGUAAAGGACUGGCAGCCCCUCUGUGCGGCCAGCUGGGACUUAGCGGAUGCCACGGUGCUCUGCCACCAGCUCAACUGUGGCUAUGCAGUGGCUACACCCCAAGGAGGCCACUUUGGAAACGUGAGCGGCCCCUUCUGGACAGAUGAGUUUCAUUGUGUGGGGACAGAGCCACACUUGCUGAGCUGCCCAGCAAGCACCCUAGGGGCCCAGGCUUGCACCCUGGAAAAUUCAGCCUCGGUUAUCUGCUCAGGUCUCCAGGAUGCCCUGCGGCUGAGGGAUGGACAGAGCUCCUGUGAUGGCCGAGUGGAGGUCUUCCUGAAUGGUGUGUGGGGGCGUGUGCUGGACAGUGCCUGGGACCUGCGUGAUGCUGCUGUGGUAUGCAGGCAGCUCGGAUGCGGAGAGGGCCUUGGAGCCUAUGAUGCUCCAGCACCAGGCCACAAGACAGUCCCUGUGGGGCUGAGUCUGGUGCGCUGCUUGGGCUCUGAGACCCACCUGGCCCAGUGCAAUGUGUCUGUGUCUCAGCUGGUGCCUGUGGGGACUUUGCAGGAUGCAGGCGUGGUAUGCUCAGGGAGCUUGCAUAUACGGCUGGUAGAGGGUAAUGGGCGCUGUGCUGGGCGUGUAGAAGUGUUCUAUCAGGGUACAUGGGGCACCGUAUGUGAUGAUGCCUGGGAUCUACGGGAUGCCCACGUGGUCUGCAGACAGCUGGGCUGUGGCUAUGCCCUCAGUGCCCCCGGGGCUGCCUAUUUUGGAGCAGGAACUGGGCACAUCUGGAUGGAUGAACUGGGCUGCCUGGGCCAUGAGGCUGCUCUUUGGGAGUGCCAGUCAGAAAGCUGGGGCCAACAAGACUGUGGGCACAAGGAGGAUGCAGGAGUGGUCUGUUCAGAAUUCACUGACAUAAGGCUUCAGGAACACAGCCAGCCAUGCACAGGACGCCUGGAAGUUUUCUACAAUGGGACAUGGGGUGGUGUCUGCCAGUCCCUGAGUGCUGCUUCCCUGAGGGUUCUGUGUGGACAACUGGGCUGUGGGUCCCAAGGGCAACUGCUGGCCAGGCCAAGGAGCUCAACUCCACUUGAGACUGUCUGGUUGAAGUCCAUUCAGUGCAGGGACAAGCAUGAUAGGUCCCUGUGGCAAUGCCCUUCAGAACCCUGGAACAGGCAUUCUUGCCUCAGUGGAGAGGAGGCUUGGCUGGUGUGUACAGAAAAGACAGAAGCUUCUUGGGAUAUGGAGCAGAUUACCAACUGCUCGUCAACUCUUAGCUGCCCAGAGGAAGGUGCACUUCGUGUGUUUGGGGGUGAGGAUGGCUGCUCUGGACGAGUGGAGUUCUGGCACGGAGGGUCAUGGGGCACAGUGUGCGAUGACUCCUGGGACCUGGCAGAUGCAGAAGUUGUAUGCCAGCAGCUGGGCUGUGGGCCAGCCAUAGCUGCUUUGCAUAAUGCUGCCUUUGGCCCCGGUUCAGGGCCUAUAUGGCUAGACGAAGUGGGAUGCCGUGGCAGUGAGGCGUCCCUGGGAGCCUGCCAGGCAGAACCAUGGGGAUAUGGAGACUGCUCCCACAAGGAGGAUGCCGGUGUACACUGUCUGGGUAUCCCUGGAACCGUGGCAUCAGGCAAUUCUCUGGCUCCUCCACCUGUCCCUGAGAUCUGGACUCUGUCUGAGAUUGCCUGCCUGGUCCUUGGCUGCCUCCUGGGCCUAGUCCUUCUGGUCCUGGCUGCUCAGUGGUGCCACAGCAAAGUCAUCAGCAUGGGUUCUGGAACGAUGGGGCAGCUGGCCUCAGAGGCAGUCUAUGAAUACAUUGAAACAGUCCCUAUGGAGGGAAGAGCAGAGGAGCCAGAAGCAUCCUGGAGCCGGGUGCAGGAUGACGAUUAUGAUGAUGCAGAAGAACCCGAGGACAGCCCUGGGGAGGACAUGGAGGCUGGGUACCACUGA
This is a messenger RNA of Cricetulus griseus (Chinese hamster), 3738 nucleotides long. The record is from RefSeq and is a predicted model, not a curated record. Lineage: Eukaryota; Metazoa; Chordata; Mammalia; Rodentia; Cricetidae.